AAUAUUCUGUUUAGGCCCCUGAAGCCGUCGGACCGGCUCUACCAAAUAAUCUAAAAAUAACUUUCUGAGUCGCUGACAGUGCAGGGAGCUCCCAUUUUCUCCUCGAUUGCGCGGUGCUUGAACGCACCACCAGCCUGGCUGAUGUUACUUCGCCUAGGCUGGGUUUUCACAGCGGGCUUUGGGUCUUCAGGUGCGGCAGCCAGCAGACCUCUCGGCGCCGGACGGAGUGGAUUUCCUCCCCGAACACAUUUUAUUUCUCCCCCUCUGUGUUCCGGUUCGGUCACCGUGCUGGACGUGUCUCCCACGGAGGGUGAAUCCGACAGGCCUUGAAGGCAUCAGCGUUCCAAAGAGCGGAGGCUGUUUUCUCCUCCUAUCAGCGCCAUUGUGUGGCGGAGUCUCCGGGAGUGAGGACCGAUUGUUUUUCUGUUGCCGACGGGACUGUUUAAAUACCCCCUCAUGUUUCUCUGUGGACCCCCGGCGGAUCUGGAUCUGAUAUAUGUUCUGUAAAGGUGCAAAGCGGAAGUUGGAAGAGGAUGAAGAGGGCCUGGAAGGCAAAGCGCUGGAGGCGUCGGUGGCGGGAGCGGGGGUAGGCGUUGCCUUGGAGGGUCUUUCCAAGGUGUCCUACACCCUUCAGAGACAGACCAUCUUCAACAUCUCCCUGAUGAAGCUCUACAGCCAGCGGCCGCUUGGCGAGCCCAGCUUGGAGCGCCGCGUCCUCAUCAACAACAUGCUCCGCCGCAUCCAGGAUGAGCUCAAGCAGGAGGGCUCCCUGCGGCCACUGUUUCUGCCGCCCUCGCCGCCGCCUGAUGACCCCAUGGACGAGGGGUUCCGCGAGGCGCCGCCAUCUUUCGGCAUCCUGUCCCAACCAUCUGCACUGUUGAUGCCGGCGAUUCCUCCACCACCUUCGCCCCACCCGAUGGUGCUUCCCAGCUGCCCGGCGCCCCAGCGCUUGGAAGGCUGCGCCACGCCCCUGGACGCCUGCCUCACUCCGGCCUCACUACUGGAAGAGGACGGUGGGGAUUCGGCGUUCUGCGCGCCGUCCCCACCCACUCCUCCUCUGUCUCCGCCCCCACUGGCUCCAUCAUCAGCGCUAAUGAGCAAGUUGUCCUCUAGUGUGACUGUCCUAUCAAACGACAGUUUCUCAUCCCCUCCGAGUGACAUGGAGUUGGCUCCUCCCACCGCCAUUACACGGACGGCAGCCGCUAAUACUAUGACCAUAACUACCUCCCCCACUCCAUCCCCUUUCUCAUCACCCACAGGCUCCACCAGAGACUGCAGGACAAUGGGUGCUAAGCCAGAGGCAGCUGCUGUUUUCCUGCCCGCACAUUCCCCUGCUAGCCUGGAAGACAUUUCCCCCUCGCCUUCGUCCCCUUCUUCUUCGGGUUUCCUCUCAGACUUGGCGCUGGACGACGUCCUGUUCGCCGAUAUUGACACGUCCAUGUACGACUUUGACCCUUGCACCACAGCAGGGGCCGUAGGCGCCACAGCUGGCGGUGGCGGUCACGCCAAGCUUUCGCCAGUGGUGAACGCCGACGACCUCCUCAAAACUCUGACGUCGCCGUACAGCGGCUCCGCCCCCCAGGUUUCAGCCAAUCAGCCUUUUAAAAUUGAUCUGACAGAACUGGACCACAUCAUGGAGGUGCUGGUGGGGUCAUGAUUCAACGACACCCUGACCUCCACCUGCAAAACUUUUUAUUAACCUGGAGAAACAGACUGGAUGGGAAAAAUUUGGGAUCGCUUUUAUUUUUAUCUCUUUAAAAGACUUUUUCUUCUAAGGUCGGUAAUUGUAAACAUCAAAGGUGAUGUCAACUAGUACUACUAUGACAACUACUACUUCUACACAACACUGUUCAUGCACUGUGCUCGCCUUUCUAGGUGUGGAAGUGAAGUAACGAGGAAGCAAAGCAUACACACCGCAAAAACAUAGAAGCAUUUUUGGUCUAGUUUCUCGUGCAAAUGUCUUGGUAUACUUGAAAUGAGACAAAACUAACUCACAAGUAACU
Poecilia latipinna (sailfin molly) is the source of this 2003-nucleotide messenger RNA. Its product is annotated as SERTA domain-containing protein 2-like. The transcript has 3 exons. Gene Ontology annotation, molecular function: transcription regulator activity. NCBI's taxonomy places the organism in Eukaryota, Metazoa, Chordata, Actinopteri, Cyprinodontiformes, Poeciliidae. The coding region runs from base 497 to 1657 and encodes 386 amino acids. Gene Ontology annotation, cellular component: nucleus. The record is from RefSeq and is a predicted model, not a curated record.